CUUACAUUUAACUUAUUAUUCAGAUCUCCAAAUAAUUUCUGUCAACCGAGCUCACUCAGCAAUCGCCAUUGAGCUCUAAGUAUCUUCGUGGCCAGGGGCGCGCAACCUCUUCUCUUCUUCUUAUCCAUUUUCCUGAGUAUUUCCGAAUAUUGCCUGCGGCUCUCUGUUGCUUGCGCCGAGAAUUCACGCAAGAGGUCUGGAAGAAGAACGAUGUCUACAACUCUAGGAUCCUUCAUUGCGGGAGGCAUUGCCGCCUGCGGAGCGGUGACGGUCACACACGGCUUCGAAACGGUCAAGAUUAGGUUACAGCUUCAGGGAGAACUACAGGCCAGGAAGGAUGCGCCGAGAUUAUACAAAGGUGUUCUUCACGGCGUGGGUGUCAUUCUCAAGAACGAAGGUCCAAGGGGCUUGUUACGAGGUCUGAGUUGCGCGUACGUAUACCAAAUGACGCUCAAUGGUUGCCGAUUAGGGUUCUAUGAGCCAGUACGCAAAACCCUGACGAGCGCGAUCUACAACGAUGCCGCCGUGCAGUCCUUCGGUGUGAAUCUCUUCUCGGGAGCCGCCUCGGGUAUCCUCGGUGCAGCAGCCGGUUCACCAUUCUUCCUCAUCAAGACCCGUCUCCAGUCAUACUCACCCUUCCUACCCGUCGGUACGCAGCACAACUACAAGAAUGCGGUAGAUGGUAUGCGCCAGAUCUACAGCCAUGAAGGCGUCAAGGGACUUUACCGUGGCGUGCUUCCGGCCAUGGUCAGGACUGGAUUCGGCAGUUCCGUUCAGCUCCCCACAUACUUCUUCGCGAAGCGGAGGUUGAUCAAGCAUUUCGGAAUGGAAGAGGGCAUGCCGCUGCACAUUGCUAGCAGCACUUGCAGUGGUUUCGUCGUGUGCUGCGUUAUGCACCCUCCUGACACGAUCAUGUCGCGAAUGUACAACCAGACGGGCAACCUCUACAGCUCGGCGUUCGACUGUCUCUCCCGAACAGUCAAGACCGAGGGUCUCUUUGCUUUGUACAAGGGAUACUUCGCCCAUUUGGCACGAAUCCUUCCCCACACGAUCCUUACUCUUACCCUCGCCGAGCAAACAAACAAGAUCAUGAGGAGAGUCGAAGACCGAAUACUCUCACCGGAGACAAAAGCACAAAUAUAAUGUGUCAUAUUAUCCAUGUAUUCAUUUCCUUAUCUACGGAGUAUGUUGUAUAUAUACCACAUGUAUGGGUGAGAAAUUUCUUUUCGAAAGCAUCGUUUGCAUAGCGCGGACCGGGAUCACUAGCACAGACAGACAAUGUCACGCCUGUCUAUGUUCUGGGAAGGAGUUGUACCAUAUCGGAGGCUCGAAACUGGGCGGUGACUUGUGGGGGAAACAAAAAUGGGCGGAAAGCUGGACUUGGAUACUCGAUGCAUGAACGGAUAACUAUCCCGGGGAGAGUCCAUCUCAUACGCAAGAAGCAAUAGAAAAAAAUUAGGACCCAAAACAAACGCACACCAACAAGUCGGUUUUUCACAGGAUUGGAGCUUCGAAUUUUGGGCUUCAACACGUCUCGCUUCUGCC
This is a messenger RNA of Aaosphaeria arxii CBS 175.79, 1545 nucleotides long. RefSeq names its product mitochondrial carrier. The record is from RefSeq and is a predicted model, not a curated record. NCBI's taxonomy places the organism in Eukaryota, Fungi, Ascomycota, Dothideomycetes, Pleosporales. Gene Ontology annotation, biological process: mitochondrial transport. Gene Ontology annotation, cellular component: mitochondrial membrane. Bases 211 to 1143 code for a protein of 310 amino acids. The transcript has 5 exons.